AAUCAAAUCAUGUGUCAAUUAUUAUUUUUUUUAUUUUGAUAUCGAAAGAUUUAUAUUUGGAAUAUUCUGCCUUAUUUGUGAAUGUAGGAAUGUUCAAAGAGAGCUUUAAAUAUUUCAAAAGAAAAACGCCAGAGCCAGACUUUAGUUCUGUUAUUGAUCUGGACAGCAACAAGUUUGCUUCGCAGGGUCGCCGGAUAGAUCUAAGUAAUGUACCAGAUGUAAAUAAAUGUUUUCCGGGCUUAGAACCGGUGAACAAAUGGGUCGCCUACACCCUUAACUCUUCAGGCCUUAUUGUAAUACGGAAUCCAUUUACUGUGCAGGGUCAACGUUAUUGGAUUAGUCGUUGUUUGCAAGACUAUCCGCGUUAUCCAAAUAUAAAUAAUCUAAGUCCCCAUCUCUUUUCCGUGGAAGUAUUAAAUGAUUGGUGGCGGUCUCUGCACAAAUGCAAUGAUACAAAUGAAGUCCGACGCAUGAGCAUAUCAAUGCGCUGGGCUACACUUGGGUAUCAUCACGAUUGGGAUUCAAAAAAGUAUACCGAAGAGAAGCAUGGAGAAUUUCCGAAAGAUCUUGCUGCAUUGAAUGCAUUUUUUGCGACUGUGCUAGGUUUCAAAAACUACGAAUCUCAAGCGGCAAUUGUAAAUUUUUACCCAAUAGGAACAACACUAUCUGCACACACUGAUCACUCAGAGCCUAAUCGAACGGCACCUUUAUUUUCAUUGAGUUUCGGACAAACAGCUAUAUUUUUAAUUGGUGGAAAAAGUAAAGAAGUCUCGCCUUUAGCAAUUUUCUUACGGAGUGGAGAUUUGCUUGUAAUGUCUGGUGAAUCACGGUUAUUCUAUCACGCAGUACCACGAAUAAUGAAAUCUCCCGAUGAAUCGUGGAACGAUCUAGUACCUACAGCAAGUACCACAUCUUUAAAAACGUCUAGCUGUAAGAAGCCAAGAAUCGAUGCUGAACUUUUGCAAGAGGAAAAUUCAUAUGGAAUCGAUUCGUUACUGUAUAAACAAGUUGUUGAUGAAAGUUUCUGGUUGCCAUUCAAAAAAUAUCUUAAUUUUGCACGCAUUAAUAUUAAUGUACGGCAGGUGUUAAAUAAGGAUGAGACAAACCUCCCAACACCAGAUCAGUCAUUAGAAACUAAAGUUGAAGGUAAUACACCCAAAUAAAUCAGAGUGAGGAUGCUCGUUUAGCUUUAAUUAUGUAUAUUUCAUAUUUAUUUAAUUAAGCAUAAUAAACUUAUAAAAUACAAAGGUACACAUAUACUUAUAUAAUGUACAAAAUGGAUGUAUAUUUGACGAUGGUAAUAGAAGUACCCUUAAUGUAUAAAGCAAGUAAACAUAGCUAAAUACAAUAACAGUACAAAAGCAGCGUUAAUGUGAGUAAAAAAAGAGUUCGUAUUUAAGAAAUGAUAUAUCUGCUACAGUAAUUAAGGAGAAUACUUACCAAACUUUGUAUAAGAAGUACUUCAAAUGCAAAUUGUGUGAUUCAUUAAAAAAUUUUGGAAAAUGCAUAUCAUCCUUCAAUGAGUUUCUUAAUAAAAUGUAACCAAAAUUUGUAUUAUAAUAAUAUAUAAUAAAUUAUUUGGAGUCGAUAUAUUUCAAA
Anastrepha ludens (Mexican fruit fly) is the source of this 1599-nucleotide messenger RNA. RefSeq names its product nucleic acid dioxygenase ALKBH1 (gene AlkB). Gene Ontology annotation, biological process: oxidative RNA demethylation. Bases 90 to 1163 code for a protein of 357 amino acids. The transcript is spliced from 3 exons. Gene Ontology annotation, cellular component: nucleus; cytoplasm. The record is from RefSeq and is a predicted model, not a curated record. Gene Ontology annotation, molecular function: ferrous iron binding; broad specificity oxidative DNA demethylase activity; oxidative RNA demethylase activity. NCBI's taxonomy places the organism in Eukaryota, Metazoa, Arthropoda, Insecta, Diptera, Tephritidae.